CUCCCUCUGCCCUGUCUCGGCGCUCGGCAGUCGCGCCUGGGCAAGAUGGCGGCGCCCAUGGCGGCGGCCAUGGCGGCGUGUCGGUGAGCGCGGGCCAUGCUGGCGCUGCUGGGCCGCGGCCUGGCCGCCGUGCUGGGCAGGGCACAGCCCGGCUGCAGUGCUGUGCUCCAGGCAGCCAGGGGCUAUGCCAGACCUGUGGCAAAGAAGAGGAAAGACAUCCCCAGCCAUCUGGAUGACCUUCCUCCCACCAUGCUGAAGAAGGAUUAUGCCAAUCUCCCAGUCAUGAGCAGCGUGGAUGAUGUGGUGAAACGGCUGCUGUCUCUGGAAAUGGCAAGUCAGAGGGAGAAGUUGAAGGUAAAGACACAGCAGCUGGUGGAGAAGGUCAGGAGGUCUCCCAAUGACAAUGGCUCCUUUGAGGUGCAAGUUGCUAUUUUGACUGCCAAGAUCCGCACGCUCGAGGAGCACCUCCAGAAGCACCCCAAGGACAAAAAGAACCGCAGGUUCAUGCUGAUGGAUCUGGACAGGAGGAGGAAGAUGCUGGGCUACCUGCGCCGGGUCAACUACAGCACCUUUGAGAAGACCUGCAAGGAGCUGGGCAUCCAGUACAGCCCCCCCCAGCCCUACAGCCGCCGCCUCACCAAGCGCUGGCUGGCCAAGAAGGCUUUGUGCAUCAAGGUGUUCCAGGAGAAGCAGAAGCUGAAGGCAGCUGAGAGACUGAAGCAGAGGAGAGAGUGGCAGGCGAGAGCAAGGGCUGCACGGGAACAGCAGGAGAAGCAGGCACAGGAGAAGCAGGCACAGGAGAAGCAGGCACAGGAGGGGACACCUGUGUAGUGGCACAGCCAGGCUGACAAUAAACACUUGCCCAAAGACCUGAA
Passer montanus (Eurasian tree sparrow) is the source of this 875-nucleotide messenger RNA. RefSeq names its product mitochondrial ribosomal protein S15 (gene MRPS15). The record is from RefSeq and is a predicted model, not a curated record. Gene Ontology annotation, molecular function: structural constituent of ribosome. The transcript is spliced from 8 exons. Gene Ontology annotation, biological process: translation. NCBI's taxonomy places the organism in Eukaryota, Metazoa, Chordata, Aves, Passeriformes, Passeridae. Gene Ontology annotation, cellular component: ribosome. Bases 97 to 831 code for a protein of 244 amino acids.